CUGUUGGUCCAUGAACCUGUCUGACCCUCUACCUGUCCAGGUGUCGCAGACCGAAGAGCCAGCAGCCGUCUGUGGUGCUGAUGUGGGACAGACUGCUGAUGGUGGCCGGAGCCUAUAACGACACCAUCCAGUUCCCCAUAGAGGAUCACUGUGUUUUAGUUGGAGAGCUGGACGGAGUUCGGAUCAUCAGCUCAACCAAUCAGGAGCUGCUUCAGGAGGUUCCUCUGGUCUGUCAGGACAUUUUCAAGAUCGCCUCCAUGGCUCCCGGAGCUCUGCUGCUGGAGGCCCACCGGGAGUACGAGAAGUCGAGUCAGAAGGCCGAUGAGUACCUGAGGGAGAUCAAGGAGCAAAGCAUGCUGGGAGAAGCAGUCAGACAGUGUGUGGAAGCAGCAGGACACGAAUACGACACCAACACCCAGAAAUCCCUGCUGAGGGCGGCCUCCUUCGGGAAGUGUUUCCUGACCGACUUCAGUCCGGAUCCGUUUGUGGCGACCUGCAGAGAACUCCGAGUGCUGAACGCCGUCAGAGAGAGUGGCGUGGGGCUGCCGCUCACACACACUCAAUUCAAACAGAUGACUCUACAGGUGCUGAUCGACAGGUUGGUGUAUCGACAGUUUUAUCCAUUAGCGAUAGAGAUCUGUCGUUACCUGAAGAUUCCAGAUUAUCAGGGAGUCAGCAGAGUCCUCAAACACUGGGCUUCAUGCAAG
Molecule: messenger RNA, 707 nt
Organism: Micropterus dolomieu (smallmouth bass)
Lineage: Eukaryota; Metazoa; Chordata; Actinopteri; Centrarchiformes; Centrarchidae
Gene: vps16
Product: VPS16 core subunit of CORVET and HOPS complexes
Exons: 6
Biological process (GO): vacuole fusion, non-autophagic; endosomal transport; intracellular protein transport
Cellular component (GO): endosome; cytoplasm; lysosomal membrane
Molecular function (GO): actin binding
Source: RefSeq, a predicted model, not a curated record